Molecule: messenger RNA, 3772 nt
Organism: Oryzias latipes (Japanese medaka)
Lineage: Eukaryota; Metazoa; Chordata; Actinopteri; Beloniformes; Adrianichthyidae
Product: serine/threonine-protein kinase D3
Biological process (GO): protein phosphorylation; phospholipase C-activating G protein-coupled receptor signaling pathway; intracellular signal transduction
Cellular component (GO): cytosol
Molecular function (GO): ATP binding; protein serine/threonine kinase activity
Source: RefSeq, a predicted model, not a curated record
UCGCUCCCGCCGUCAUAGAGCAGCUCUGCUCCCGUCAGAUCCACGGAGCUGCUCGGACUCGGAGCGGCUCGUCCGACAACUUUCAGCGUGAAAACAGUCCGAAUUCAGUCCCAGGCUCGCUCCGCCGCUUCAGCUGCGGUUCCGCCGGCCCAAACAGUCCGGACCUUUGCUGUGAAGUGGGUGUCCGACCCGUCCCCGCUGGCUUUGUUCUGACCGGAUGGGAGUGGAGAGCCCACCUUUGGGAGGUAGUUGUUCCGAGUUGGACCCUGCAGCUCUGUUUGUAUGCUGAGUGAAACCGGUAAAGAGGAAGUGCAGAUCUGCGGCGUUUCAUGCUGGUUCCCUGCAGCUGCUCUCAGUCCGAUCCAGACCCGGCUUGACCUGAACCUCUGAGCCGGACCUGCCCUUCCACUCACAGGAAGAUGGUUUCAGCUGCAGCCAACGGGGAUUCACAGGAAUGACGGGACGCAGGGCUCUUGGCUGAGAGGCUGUGGCUUUGUUUCUUUGCGCCUUUACUCACAGCAGAGGAUGUCGGCUGACAGCAGCCCCCCUCCUUCCCUGGCCUCACCAAGGUCCUUCCCAUCCUUGUCCCAGCACCCAGCCCCAUCUCUGACGUCGCCGUCCCCUAGUCCGCCCGCCACCAUCAGCAGCCGGCUGUCUAACGGCAGUCAGACGGCGCCUAGCCCCACAAACUCCCGGGGGUCUUUGCACGGCAUCUCCUUCCUGCUUCAAAUCGGCCUCACCAGAGAGACGGUCACCCUGGAGUCUGGAGACCUGUCUCUGUCUGCUGUCCGUGAGCUGGUCUGCUCCGUCGUGGAUCAGAAGUUCCCUGAAUGUGGAUUUUUUGGGAUGUACGACAAGAUCAUGCUGUUCCGCCAUGACCUGGGCUCAGACAACAUUCUGCAGCGCCUGACCUCAGCGGAUGAGAUCCAGGAGGGGGAUCUGAUCGAGGCGGUGCUCUCUGCUCUUGCCAAACAGGAGGACUUCCAGAUCCGACCUCAUGCCCUCUACGUCCACUCCUACAAAGCCCCGGCCUUCUGCGAUGACUGCGGGGAGAUGCUGUGGGGGCUGGUCAGGCAGGGCCUGAAGUGUGAAGGAUGUGGACUCAACUACCACAAACGCUGCGCCUUCAAGAUCCCCAACAAUUGCAGUGGAAUGAGGAAGAGGCGUCCAUCCAACGUGUCCCUGCCGGGCUCCAUCAUGAGCGUGUCUCGCCCGCCUUCUGCUGAUCUCUCCCCGAUGCCACAGGAAGAGCGCCCCCUCAUGGGUGCAGGGAAGCGUAACUCACUGAUGAGUGGGCGUCCAAUCUGGAUGGAGAAGAUGGUCCUCGGUCGAGUUAAAGUUCCUCACACCUUUUCCGUUCACACCUACACCCGUCCCACCAUCUGCCAGUACUGCAAACGGCUGCUGAAAGGCCUCUUCAGGCAGGGGCUGCAGUGCAAAGAUUGUAAGUUUAACUGCCAUAAGAGAUGUGCCAGCAAAGUGCCCCGAGAUUGUCUGGGAGAGGUGGACUUUAAUGGAGAGCCGCUGAGUCCCAGUCUGGACUCCGAAGUGACAAUGGAGGUGGACAAUGACAUCAACAGUGAUGGUCAGAGCAUGGACGAACAGGAUGAGCUCUCCACCUCAGAAGACAAACUCUUCUUCAUGGAGGGUCCCUGCACUGAUACCGAGAAAGAUGAUGAAACCAUCAGAGCAAUCAGCCCGUCCACCAGCAGCAACAUCCCCCUGAUGCGGGUGGUUCAGUCCAUCAAACACACCAAGAGGAAGAGCUCCACAGUGGUGAAAGAGGGCUGGAUGGUGCAUUAUACCAGCAGGGACAACCUGAGAAAAAGACAUUACUGGAGGCUGGACAGCAAAACUCUGACUCUGUUCCAGAAUGAAAGUGGAGCCAAGUUUUACAGGGAGAUCCCUCUGUCGGAGAUCCUACGGGUGAAGCCGGCGCAGGAUCUAAGCAGUCUGCCCCCAGGCAGCAACCCCCACUGCUUCGAGCUCAUUACUGCCAACAUGGUGUACUUUGUCGGCGAAGAUAAUGGCUCCCCGCACCACUGCCCUGUGCUUGUUUCAUCCGGGGUGGGGCUCAGUGUGGGCCAGAGCUGGGAGAAAGCCAUCAGCCAGGCAAUGAUGCCAGUCACGCCCAAGGCCAGCGUUGGCGCCGGGCGGGGCCAGAGGAAUGACCACAAGGAACUCUCAGUCAGCAUAUCUGUGUCAAACUCUCAGAUUCAGGAAAAUGUUGACAUAAGUUCAGUGUACCAGAUCUUCGCGGAUGACGUCCUCGGCUCAGGGCAGUUUGGAAUCGUCUAUGGAGGUAAACACAGAAAGAGUGGCAGAGAUGUGGCAAUCAAAAUCAUUGAUAAGAUGAGAUUUCCAACCAAGCAGGAGAGUCAGCUGAGGAACGAGGUGGCAAUUCUCCAGAAACUCCACCACCCCGGCAUCGUUAAUCUGGAAUGUAUGUUUGAGACUCCAGAGCAGGUCUUCGUUGUCAUGGAAAAACUUCAUGGUGACAUGUUGGAGAUGAUUUUAUCCAGUGAGAAGAGCCGACUACCCGAGCGCCUCACCAAGUUUCUGGUCAUGCAGAUCCUGGUGGCCCUCAGACAUCUUCACUUCAAGAACAUCGUCCACUGCGACCUGAAGCCUGAGAAUGUGCUGCUGGCCUCAGCAGAGCCGUUUCCACGGGUGAAGCUCUGUGACUUUGGCUUUGCCCGCAUCAUCGGGGAGAAGUCCUUCCGCCGCUCAGUGGUCGGGACACCAGCAUACUUGGCACCAGAGGUGCUGCGCAGCAAAGGCUACAACCGCUCUCUGGACAUGUGGUCUGUUGGCGUCAUUGUUUAUGUGAGUUUGAGCGGAACCUUUCCUUUCAACGAGGACGAGGACAUCAAUGACCAGAUCCAGAAUGCAGCCUUCAUGUACCCACCAAACCCCUGGAAGGAUAUCUCUGAGGAGGCCAAAGACCUGAUCAAUAACCUGCUGCAGGUAAAAAUGAGGAAACGCUUCAGCGUGGACAAAUCCCUGAGCCACCCCUGGCUGCAGGACUACCAAACCUGGCUGGACCUCAGGGAGUUUGAGACACGGCGAGGCGAGCGCUACAUCACCCAUGAGAGCGAUGACGCCCGCUGGGAGGAAUACGCUGAUGAACGAGGCCUGCAUUACCCCAAACACUUUAUCAUGUCCCCCAACCUGGACGACAUGGAUGAGGAUCCCUAAAAGCCCCUGAGGGUCCACGAAACCGUUUCCCAUCAGCUUCCAGGAUGGUGUGAGCAGCAGGAUGACCCAUGUCCAGAUUCUUUUCAAGCAUCCACUUUUAAAUGCAGUUAGGCUCCACAGAUUUUCUGUGUAAAAGAAGUGUCUUUACUGCUAGCUAAGCUGUGGUGGAGCGGCCCAUAAAGAAUCUGAACACUUCAGAUCCUUGGUUUGAGGUCAGUCUGUAUAGCUGACUGAAUUAUCCUUGCACUUUGAGUGACCUCUGUCAGGAGCAAACGUCUGUCUUGUCGUCUGCUAAGCUGUUGCAUCCUUUUUUUUUAAUGACAGACCGCAUCCACCUCAGGCCCUGAGCCCCACCAAAAGGUUUCUGCAGGAAUAAUAAGUUCAGACAUCAACAAAAAGCAUCUGGAAUGUUUGAGGUGAAAGAUGAUGGCUCAUUUUGAAACUGACGUCAGCCGCAGCAACAGAAAUGAUGAGAAGGAAAACAUACCUGCAGCUGUGAGAAAUGUAGAGGAACCAAAAGUGAGCUGCAAACACUGAACCAAUCGAUCCAAUGAAACUCUUCCGGCCGUAGACA